AAAAUAAAAGACAAAGCUUGAAAAGAAAACCCCAAAUAAUGGAGGAGAAGUGUGGAGGGCCAUCGGAUAUUGCAGAUGAGAGAGAAAGAGAGAGGAGCAUGAAGAAUCCCAAUGCACAGAUAUAGAGAUAUACAUAUAGAGAGAGACAACUGAGUGUGGUGAGAGAGAGAGAGAGAGACAGCUGAGUGUGUACUGUGUGGACUCUCUGUGCCUUGUCACCAAUUAUUCAUUAUUUUUUUCUGGGCAAAAAAGGCAUAGAAAGGGAGUGCUGGCACUCCCUAUGCCGCGGAAAAUCUCAUCUCUCUCUCACUCUCUCUCUAGAUUUAUGUAAAAUUUCUCUCUCUACUCUUCCGCUCUGAUGCUAUGAUCUGAACAUAGAUUCGAUCUUCCUAUAAUAUCUCCAAAACGACCCACCCAGAUCGGAGAUACACCGACCCAUGAAAGAGGAUCGCUCGGAAAUGUCCGAAGACGACGGCGAUAGCCCGUCGCCACCGGAUCUCGGCGCCUGCGCCACCGAGACAUCCUCUAACAGAUCUCGGAGCUGCGCCGUCGUGGGCGGCGGCUUUUACGUCUCUCCGUCCGCAGAACAAGUGCUGGAGAACGUUCUCGAGAACGUGCUCUUGUUCCUGAGCUCUCGGCGGGACCGGAACGCCGUGUCCAUGGUGUGCAAGUCGUGGUACCGUACGGAGGCGCUCAUGCGAUCGGAGCUCUUCAUCGGGAACUGCUACGCGGUGUCGCCCCGCCGCGUGACGGAGCGGUUCCAGCGGGUCAGGGCGGUGACGCUGAAGGGGAAGCCGAGGUUUGCUGACUUCAAUCUGAUGCCGCCCAAUUGGGGUGCGCACUUCACCCCCUGGGUCAAAGCCAUGGGCGAGUCUUAUCGUGGGCUCGAGAAGCUCUACCUCAAGCGCAUGACCGUCACGGACGACGAUCUUGAGAUCCUGGCUAAUUCGUUCCCGUGUUUCAAGGAGCUCGUGCUCGUCUGCUGUGAAGGGUUCAGUACUAGUGGACUAGCGUUCAUUGCCAACAACUGUAGGCAACUUCGAGUUCUUGACCUGAUUGAGGAUGAGGUUGCAGACGAUGAGGUGGAUUGGAUUUCUUGUUUCCCAGAUGGAGAAACUUGUCUGGAGUCUCUCAUAUUUGACUGUGUUGAGUGGCCGAUAAAUUUUGAGGCAUUGGAGCGACUGGUGGCAAGAUCACCUUCGUUGAAGAAACUUAGUUUGAACCGAUAUGUUUCGAUUGGGCAGCUUUACCGUGUGAUGGUUCAAGCUCCACAGCUCACCCAUCUUGGGACAGGCUCAUUUAGUCCCUCGGAAGUUGUUGCUCAAGGUGACCAAGAACCUGAUUAUGUCUCCGCUUUUGCUGCUUCCAAAUCUUUAGUUUGUCUCUCAGGUUUCAGGGAAAUUAUACCGGGUUAUCUGCCUGUCAUCUAUCCGGUCUGUGCUAAUCUCACCUCUCUGAAUUUUAGCUAUGCCAACAUUAAUGCAGAACAACUUAGAUCAGUCAUUUGCUACUGCCAUAAGCUCCAGAUUUUCUGGGUACUGGAUUCAGUCUGUGAUGAAGGACUUCAGGCAGUGGCUGCUACAUGUAAAGAUCUCCGGGAGCUUCGAGUAUUCCCUAUUGAUGUUAGCGAGGAUAGUGAUGGCCCUGUUUCCGAAGUGGGUCUCCUCGCAAUUUCUGAAGGGUGUAGAAAACUGCAGUCAAUUUUAUAUUUCUGCCAGCGGAUGACAAAUGCAGCUGUGAUAGCCAUGUCCAAGAAUUGUCCAGAUCUGGUGGUGUUCCGUCUCUGUAUAAUGGGGCGGCUUCGGCCUGACCACACUACUUUAGAACCAAUGGAUGAGGGUUUUGGUGCCAUUGUCAAGAACUGCAAUAAGCUUACCCGGCUCGCUGUAUCUGGUUUACUAACUGAUAGGGCAUUCAGUUAUAUUGGACAGUAUGGGAAAUUGGUUAGGACUUUGUCGGUUGCUUUUGCUGGAGACAGUGAUAUGGGGCUGAAGUAUUUGCUAGAGGGCUGCUCUAGGUUGCAGAAGCUUGAGAUCAGAGAUAGCCCCUUUGGAGAUUCGGCUUUGCUCUCUGGUCUCCACCACUAUUAUAACAUGAGAUUCCUCUGGAUGUCGACAUGUAGAUUAACUCGCCAAGGUUGCCAGGAGAUUGCUAGACAAAUGCCCCGUCUGGUGGUGGAAAUGAUUGAUGGGAAUCAGCAAGAGGAUUACAAGGGCGACUCUGUUGACAUAUUAUACAUGUAUCCAUCUCUUGAAGGGCCUAGGGCUGAUGCACCAAGCUUUGUGAAGAUCCUGUAAACUUGCUAAAUGGGAGGAUGUUUCAUCUCUAUGUUGGCUACUGAGCAAGUUAUAAACUUCUUUGCAGGAAAGUUGGAUAUGAUGAGUAGCUUUUAUAAGUCAUAACCUGCAAGAAGGUUCUUGCACUCUUAUUUUAAACAAAGACGAGUGUGCCAAAUUUUCACUUGGCCCGAGAUCUUGUAACAGCAUUCAAAGAAGAGGCUGUAAAGGACCUGUUUACUCCCCAUGCUUUGUGGUUCUUCCACAUGGUUUGAAGAAGCUGGCUAAAUGUGGAAGAUGGAUGCCACUGUAAUCAUCCAUUGUUGUGGUAUGGGUACGCCUUUAAAUUUAUGUUUCUUUUCUCUUUUGUAUUCAUUUCGUAAAAGAAGAGGCUUCUGGAGGUAGUAGCAAGGGGAAGAAUCGUUGAACUGCACCGAGGCUUGAUGGAUAUCUGCCUAUAAAACCGGAUCAAAUUAUUCUGUGACGAAGAAUCAAAGACGGGUCAUGAAGAAUUGGAGACGGACAUGAAUUUCGAGAACUUCCCUUGCGUUGCCGCGGAUGAAGGAGCCAUUUAUUUUCAUUUGAUAGAUCUGAGUCGUCUUAUUUUCGUUCAAAUGUUAGUCUCAGGACUUCAAAGGUGUAGCAGGUGAGAACGACAAACUCAUAUGCCCAGAAUGAUCCCUCCCUCCCUCCCUCUUUCUCAAAAAAUGUUUGUUAUUUUCAGAUGUGUUGGUUCUUAGCACCUGACUGUUGAAUUUGUUAUUGUUAUUGGUAGCAAAUGUGAGAUGGGUAAUAAAUGCCAAAUAUGCAUUGGACCA
Molecule: messenger RNA, 3094 nt
Organism: Cornus florida
Lineage: Eukaryota; Viridiplantae; Streptophyta; Magnoliopsida; Cornales; Cornaceae
Product: transport inhibitor response 1-like protein
Exons: 3
Coding region: 438-2297 (619 amino acids)
Biological process (GO): SCF-dependent proteasomal ubiquitin-dependent protein catabolic process
Cellular component (GO): SCF ubiquitin ligase complex
Source: RefSeq, a predicted model, not a curated record